Molecule: messenger RNA, 520 nt
Organism: Protopolystoma xenopodis
Lineage: Eukaryota; Metazoa; Platyhelminthes; Monogenea; Polystomatidea; Polystomatidae
Source: the annotation of a GenBank genome assembly
AAGACGGAAACGGCGGACAAAAGUAACCAAUGGCAUCCUCACUCGCACGGGACUGUCUGCUUCCUCGCCGACGAGUGCAUUCGGAGAGGCAAUUUCCGCGCCACACUAUCCCAUAGCCGGUCUCAUUCCGACGUAUGAACCGGGCCUUUUCGCGCAUGGAUCUGUUGAGGUGGCGCGUGGACUGCCCCUACUGGACCAUAUCCUCGAGCAUGAAAUGGUACAGAUGACAAGUAAAGAUGUCUUCAAAAGGGACCAACUUUCUUCAGCAAUUCUGCCAACAAAUGGCAGCGACGUCGAGACGAACGGUGCAAGUCCACAAGCAAAUGAGUCGUUUGCGUUGAAGCCAGAAGACAACCAUUUUCGCUCUUGGUGCCUGGACGAAGCAUUUGGCGCAGUGAAUCUGGUGAAGCAUCCGGAUCUCUCCAGCCCAUCCAAUCACACAUUUACACUUUUUUCUGGCUGUCCCGAUCUGGCCGUGGGCAGCGCGGCCCGAGUGCAGUUGCCCCUACCACUUCGACCC